UUCCGGGUUAGGAGUAAAAAAAACAAAAGAGUAGAAACCGUUUUCGGCGGGUUCGAUAAAAAUGGCGCUGUUGCUCAGUGCAGAAAGCCACCAGAAGAAUAACGACAGAAGGUAGAAGCUCUGUUAAAAUCGAAAAGUUCAGCGCCAUGGCUAGCCUGGAUCAAAAAUCGCCGAAUGUCCUUUUGCAGAGUCUGUGCUGCAGGAUCAUCGGAAAGAGUGAAGCUGACGUUGCUCACCAGUUCCAGUAUGCAGUGCGUGUGAUUGGGAGCAACUACGCCCCCACCAUUGAACGGGAUGAGUUUCUAGUCUCCGAGAAGAUCAAGAAGGAGCUUCUGAAGCAGAGGAGGGAAGCAGAUGCUGCCCUAUUCUCUGAGCUGCACAGGAAGCUCCAGACGCAGGGGGUGCUGAAGCACAGAUGGUCGAUCCUGUACCUGCUGCUCAGUCUUUGUGAAGACCCCCAUAAACCAUCCAGGGUACUCAUUCAUGCUCUAUCAUUUUGUCCUCGGCAGGGUGCCAGCUAUGGGGCGCUGUUUGCACAGGCCCUGCACCGAGACACUCACUCAACCCCCUUCUACUGCGCCCGCCCCCAGAGCCUGUCGCUUAGCCACCCUGAAAGAUCUGGCCUUGCUCAGAACCCCAAUAGCAUGGGCACCAGUGGGUUCAGCAGCCUGGGGGUGUACAGCGUCAAUGGACCGACGGCUGCACCACAGAUUCUGUUGGCAGGGCAGCAGACUGCUGGGGAUACUCUUCGCCAGACCCUGGGGUCCCACCUUGGCUGGAACCUACUCCCCAAUUCCUCCCCCUCUUCUGCACCUGCUUCACGGGGCCCACUUCUGCUCAUCACCCCUCCUGCAAGGGCUGCACCACGGCAACGGAGGGAUGGGGACAGCAAUGCUGAAAUUGGGGAAGCUGCCCUCGUCAGAGACAUUCUUUAUGUCUUCCAGGGAAUCGAUGGCAAGUUCAUUAAAAUGUGCAACCAGGCUAACUGCUAUAAAAUUGAUGAAAAGGUUCCUCUCUCAAGGUCUCUGAGAGACAUAAGCAGCAGGCUGGCUGAACUUGGCUGGCUCCAUAGCAAAGUGAGGAAGUACACGGACGCCCGUAGUUUGGACCGAGCCUUUGGCCUUGUGGGCCAGAGUUUCUGUGCUUCACUUCACCAGGAGCUGAAGGAGUACUACAGACUGCUAUCUGUGCUGCACUCCCAGCUGCAGGUUGAAGAUGACCAAGGGAUGAAUCUUGCGGCAGAGAGCAAUCUGACCCUACGCCGCCUCCUGGUCUGGACCUAUGACCCCAAAGUCAGACUCAAAACCCUGGCAGCCCUUGUGGACUAUUGCCAAGGGCGGAAAGGAGGUGAGCUGGCCUCAGCUGUGCAUGCCUACGGAAUGACAGGGGACCCCUAUAUGCGGGCGUUGGUACAACACAUCCUGGGCCUGGUGUCCCACCCCAUCCUCAACUUUCUGUACCGCUGGAUCUAUGACGGUGAGCUGGAGGACACCUUCCAUGAGUUCUUUGUGGCCUCUGACCCUUCAGUGAAGACGGACCGCUUGUGGCAUGAUAAAUACACCCUGAGGAAGUCCAUGAUCCCUUCCUUCAUCACUAUGGACCAGGCCAAUAAGGUCCUGCUUAUCGGCAAGUCAAUCAACUUCUUGCAUCAGGUGUGUCAUGACCGAACUCCACCUGGGAAAACUGCAUCAAAGUCCACGGACUCGCCUAGAGACGCUGCUGAGCUCUUCACUGACCUGGAGGGGACGUUUCAAGGCAAGAUUGAUGCUGCAUAUUUUGACACCAGCAAAUACCUGUUGAACGUCCUGAACCGGAACUACCUCCUGCUGGAACACCUGCAAGCCAUGAGGCGCUACCUGCUCCUGGGACAGGGGGACUUCAUUAGACACCUGAUGGACCUGCUGAAGCCUGAACUGGCACGUCCUGCCACCACUCUGUACCAGCACAACCUGACCGGGAUCCUGGAGACGGCCGUCAGGGCCACCAAUGCCCAGUUCGACAGCCCUGAGAUCCUCAAGAGACUGGAUGUGCGGCUGCUCGAAGUUUCCCCUGGUGAUACGGGCUGGGACGUCUUCAGUCUGGACUACCAUGUGGAUGGACCCAUUGCCACGGUGUUCACACGAGAGUGCAUGAGCCACUACUUGAGGGUGUUCAACUUCCUGUGGCGGGCGAAGCGCAUGGAGUACACACUGACGGAUAUCUGGAAAGGCCAGAUGUGCAAUGCCAAACUGCUGAAGAACAUGCCUGAGCUGUCUGGAGUGCUGCAUCAAUGUCACAUCCUGGCUUCCGAGAUGGUCCACUUCAUACACCAGAUGCAGUAUUAUAUCACCUUCGAGGUCCUGGAGUGCUCCUGGGAUGAGCUGUGGAAUAAGGUGCAGCACGCACAGGAUCUGGAUCACAUCAUUGCCGCCCACGAGGUCUUCCUCAAUACCAUCAUCACCCGUUGCCUGCUGGAUGCAAACAACAGGUCCUUGUUGAACCAGCUGAGGGCCAUCUUUGACCAGAUCAUAGAGUUCCAGAAUGCCCAGGAUGCUCUGUAUCGCUCUGGCCUGGAAGAGCUACAGCUCAGGCUCCAGUUUCAGGAGAGGAAGAGACAGCGCCAGGAGGAGGGUGAAUGGGGCGUGACAACUGAACAGGAGGCAGAGGAGGGCAGACGUGUUCAAGGGUUCCAGGAAACCAUACCAAAAAUGCGCUCUCAGCUGAGAAUACUCACACAUUUCUACCAGGGGAUAGUACAGCAGUUUCUAGUGUUGCUGAUGACCAGUUCGGAUGAGAGCCUGCAGUUCCUCAGCUUUCGGCUGGAUUUUAAUGAGCACUAUAAGGCCAGAGACCCACGCCUGCGUGCUUCUCUUGGAACCAGCAGGGGGCGACGCAGCUCUAAUAUGUAACUUUUACUCAUCAAUGGCCCAUAAGGCUACCACAGACUCUGUACAUUGCAUCCAAUACAAUAUAAGAAAAUAAAAUGACUGAAAAAAAAUGUAAUAAAAUGAAAUAAUUAUUCCUCUCAGUAGGGCCAGGUCACAGUACUGUUAAGUGAUGUGUGGUUCAGUGUCAGAGAGCUUUAUCUCUGAUGUGAUGGAUGUUUGAUAUUUUUGUUAAAUUAUACAUGGCGUUUCAUUUUAAAUUUUUUCGCACUCAUUUUCCUUUGUUUAAAACUCAUUUACUGUGAACAUGUAUACAUCUUACACAAUAAUUGUGCUUAAAGGUUUUUUCCCCCAGUGUCUUUGUUAAUUCGUGUAGUUUCAUGUAAAAAUAUAUUAUUAUAAAUAUUAUUUGUAGCAAACAUGACAAUGCAAAGAACAGACAUUAUUUGUUUGACCUUUUAUUAACAUGCAGUUUCUUUUUUACGGUUUUGUGUUUUGUCUUUUCAUAGUGACUUUUGUCUUCACAGACUGGAUUUGUUUGUCAGGCUGUUACCCUAUCAGAGGUUACUCAGAGACAAAUUAAUACAGAAAGACAAUUUCUGACUUUUCGUUUUGCAAGCUAUUAAAACCAUGAUAAUUGUGAUAGCAAGGUUGUGCAACUGUGCUUGGAUUGUGUCUCUGUUGAUGAGGCCAGGUUGAAAAUAACUUCCCAAAGCCCAGAUUUAUCCUGUGUAGGUGAGUAGUGCUGUGUUUGCCACUGAACUUGGAGCUUCUGUGAGUCAUGUUUUGCCACAGUCCUCAGUGUUGGCAAAAUAAUAAGGAUGUUUAACUUUAUUUUCUUCCUCGAGAAGAGAGUACGCCAAGGAUUUGUCUUGAGUGUGCCAUCUUUAGAACUGACAUUUUAUGUUAUCCUUGAUUUGUAUAGCACAGAUGUAUAUAACUUGCAUAAAAAGCCAUCUUGUCAUUUCCUCUUUAAUAAAAAAAACCUUUUUAAUGGAA
Messenger RNA from Conger conger (European conger), 3863 nucleotides. RefSeq names its product tubulin gamma complex component 3 (gene tubgcp3). The transcript has 22 exons. NCBI's taxonomy places the organism in Eukaryota, Metazoa, Chordata, Actinopteri, Anguilliformes, Congridae. Gene Ontology annotation, cellular component: spindle pole; equatorial microtubule organizing center; gamma-tubulin small complex. The coding region runs from base 147 to 2888 and encodes 913 amino acids. Gene Ontology annotation, biological process: cytoplasmic microtubule organization; spindle assembly; mitotic cell cycle. The record is from RefSeq and is a predicted model, not a curated record. Gene Ontology annotation, molecular function: microtubule minus-end binding; gamma-tubulin binding.